UCUACAGAGCUGGAGCUGUCGAGGAAGGUACACGACCCGUGGACUGUAAUGCAACCCUUUAACAUCGAAAGUCACUGCACCACAGCAUCAGAAGCGUUAUUAGGAUCAACCAAUCAGAGAAGAAGAAUAGUUAUCUUGAACCGCGCCGGGUACCUGGGAUACAACCUCAGCAGGGGAUUGGCUGAACAAGGUGACCACGUGACCAUGGUUGGUGAUGCAGACGACAGUUACCUGGCUGCCAUAGUCAGAAGACAUCGAAACGAUUCAGAAAGGAUUCCUGGUGGAAAAUUUUCACAUAUCACCGGUCAAAUUUGUGACCAAGGCUUCUUGAAGCAUGUUUUCAGCUUGUAUAUACCGACCUAUGUACUGAUUUCACACGUGGACGAAUGUACAGAACCCGGUCCAAAUAAGGACUUAGUAAGGAGACUAAGUUGUGCAACUAAUAUACUAGAGGCUGCCAGAAACUUCCAGGGUAUACGGGUCGUUACGCUAGGGAUAGAGAGCACCAGCCAAGAUGAGGAUGUUAUUUCUAGUGGACCUGUCAAGGAAUCCAAUACUGGGACUCUCCGGGGUACUGAAAUAUCAGCAGUUACACAUGCUGUCCGCGAAGGGCAGGGGAUAGCGUUCAAUAUCUACAGGAACGUCUAUGACUUGACGGUUACAACUGUAGCACUGAAAGUAGUAACCAGAGACAAAUACGGACUCUGUUCGCGUGAAUUUCAUCAAAGCUACAAUUAUGACCGUCGCUGUGGAACAGUCGGGGCGGAUGGAGAGACUUCGGAUGGUUCAAAAGAUCUCAGUACUGAAGCAGAUGUGAAGAGAGACGUAGUUGCAGAAAUUGUUCCGAAGCUGGCGGCGAUAUUGAGGAUAAGACACUUGUGCUCUAACUACAGAAUACUUGUGGAUUUCUCUGGAACAAGAGACAGACUAGUCAGAGGAAAAGUAAAAUUUGCUCAAGGCAACGGCAACGGAUACGUUCGGAAGAACAAAAUUGCGAUUCUCUCCAAAAGCGGGAUAAAAUCACUACACAACGCGCCAGAUGACGUCGCGUCUCAUAUAGAUGUCUCCAGAUCCACUCAUAUCAGAGAAACAAGUCGCGGUUGUUCAUAUAAGUCUUCUGAUGACGCCUUACAAGGGUCUGAGCAUGUGGGGGAAAGAAAUACCAAUAAGAACGACGCAGAUAACGUCAGAGAAGAAGUACAAAAUAAAAGAGACCCCAACGGGAAGGCUGUCAACUGUGCAGACAGAAAAGUUAACCUGGUGCUAUCAUGCCAGUUUGUGAACUUCAGGAACUCCCGUAAGAAAAGCAGCAGGUUCGAGAUCACGAAAAUGUGGUACUGGGGUUUGAAAAAUAACGGUUUAAAAGCCGCGGUGCUUCACGGGGGAUUACGGGAGUCCUACGUUAGAAGAGUAUCUGACAGGAACCUGACUUUCUACCGUGUCAACAUGAACGAAUUCACCAAAAGUGCCAAGUUUUUCGCAUUCUUAGACUAUCUCUCAGCGCAUCCUGACGUCGGAAGGGUGAUUCUGACGGACAACUCUGACGUACGGUUUCAAAGGAACCCAUUUGAGCUAAUGGAUUUGUUAGGCGACCGUUUGUACGUAGGAACAGAUGUGGACAUAUACCCCAACAUUGCGUCAAUGGCGUGGCUUACUAGACGUUUAGAAGAAUGUUUUGGACAUUUUUUCGCCCAGAGUAAAGAAUUUCCCACCCUGACACAGAUGCCUUAUGUCUAUAACGCAGGAGUAAUAGGUGGCCCCCGCCAUCUUGUCAUGCAACUUCUGGAGAAAUUGACCUUUGUACUCGACGGGGUCAACCCAAAGGCCAAGAACAUUUGCAACAUGGCGGCCCUAAACAUGGUGUUGCACAAAUAUUUUGCUGACAAAGUUUUUACAGGAUUUCCAUGGAAUAGUAGAUAUUUGAGAAGACAGAAGAAGCCAAAGGGAGUUUAUGUGAUACACAAGUAGUAUCGCGCAUACAAAUCUAUCGAAUCCUUGUCGUAUAUAUCUGAAACUAGUCACAAAUCAAUAAAUGCCAAUGGAAAAUGUGAUCAUAUUCUGUUUUAAUCAUAAAUUGAUUUUUAUAUACAAUUUC
Branchiostoma floridae (Florida lancelet) is the source of this 2095-nucleotide messenger RNA. RefSeq lists its product as uncharacterized. The transcript has 2 exons. Lineage: Eukaryota; Metazoa; Chordata; Leptocardii; Amphioxiformes; Branchiostomatidae. The coding region runs from base 49 to 1968 and encodes 639 amino acids. The record is from RefSeq and is a predicted model, not a curated record.